Planococcus citri (citrus mealybug) is the source of this 1475-nucleotide messenger RNA. RefSeq lists its product as uncharacterized. The record is from RefSeq and is a predicted model, not a curated record. Bases 194 to 739 code for a protein of 181 amino acids. Lineage: Eukaryota; Metazoa; Arthropoda; Insecta; Hemiptera; Pseudococcidae. The transcript has 3 exons.
UGUAAAUAUUGACAAAAUAAAGAUUAAUUUUUUUUAAAAACAAAAAGUGAAAUAAAAUACUAAUAAUCUGAAAUAUUUCGGUGACAUUGACAUUUCCGUUUUAUGACAUAAUCACCUCGUCAUCGCAGCUCAGUCUUCUAUCAGUACCAAGUACACGUAGGUUAUUGUUUGACGUUACUUACCGCGCUGAAAAAUGAAUCAUUCGGAUAUCCACAAGAAAAUUGAAAUCAAAGCUAAAAUCCGCGAUUAUGAUAAAAUAAUGGCCGAAGUUCAAGCUAUGUGCUCGUCUCAUGGAGAAAUAAUCCAGCAAGAAGACGUAUUCUUCAAUUCACCCAAUGGUCGAUUAAAAUUGAGGAAACGUUCGGAUUACUCUGUGUACGAGUUGGUUUACUAUGAGAAAUCUUACACCGAAGGACCCAAGUUAUCGUUGUAUUCCAAGUGCAAUAUUCCUCAUGGUGAAGAUUUACUCAACGUUUUGAAGAUGUCUUUAGGAGUGAAAGGAAUCGUAAGGAAGACUAGACGUUUAUUCUUGAUCGAGCAUUCCAGAAUACACAUCGAUGAUGUUGAAGGACUUGGAAAGUACUUCGAAAUCGAGGUUUCUCUCACCAAAGAUCAGACACCUGAAGAAGGAGAAGAGGUGGCUAAAAAUACCAUGGCUAAGUUAGGAAUACCUCCUACCGAUGUGGUAACCGGCUCAUAUUUGGAUAAUUUACACGAAUCGAUUUCUGACGAAGUAUAGAUCAUCAAUCAUCAUCGUUGUUGAUCUUUUAGACACCAUACAUAUUACCGUUUUUAAAAUGGUCACCGCUUAUUAUACGUCUAAUUUACUUAAUUAUUUUGUUAUAAUCAGGAAUUACGAUUCGGCCUAAAAAGUAUGCCCACCACGCCAGAAUACUCUGUUCAAAAAAUCAAUUUCAAAUAUCACUUCUGCAGAGUCAAUUACAUAAAUUUUGUCAAUUCCAUUACAAUAAUUUGAAUUUAAAAAGGAUCAAUAGUUCCUAAAACGAUUACCAAAUCAAUUUUUGAAAUUUGCGUCCGAAAAUUCACCCUUCACUAGUCAUAUUUACCUAUUGCACCAUUAUUACUAUUUAAUCGUUACGUCGUUAAGCCAAAUUCCAUUCAGCCUUCCUUUGAAAAAGCUGUACCUGGUACGUAUAGUAGUGUACAUACAUUGCUUUGUUCAAUUGUCUUCCCAUUUUUGAAGUAUUCUUCAAGGUCUGCUGUCUGCUGCGGUAGAGUUUGAACAUCUCUGUGAUCUUCCCGAAUUGUUUUCCUAGUCACUGUGCAUAUAUUUGCUAGGUAUUAUUUAGUACUUAACGAUUUAUUUAACGAUAGAGCACAAUAUUUAUGUAUUUAAUUGGAAGUUGAUGCAUUUAUUAUGUUUGUUUUAAUGUUGUUUGAGAAAUUUUGAGCUUAUUCUUGUGUUAUGUAUUUUUUUUCGAGUAAGUCAAAAUAUAGCUAAAUAUUGUUUGCAA